CAACCCACAGGCAUCAGGAAACGGAGAGUCAGAGAGCAUGGAUCACACGAGGAUGCUCACCUCUCUUCUCCUCCUCCUCCUCGCCGCCGCGACUGCGCUCGCCGCCACCCCGGUCGCCGGCGACAUGAGGGUCGUCGUUCUCGCCGGCAGCAAGGGAGGAGGCCACCGCGGCAACGUCGACGACGCCGUGCGGCACCUGAUGACGUCGACGACGAGGGUGGAGGACGCCGUCGCGGCGGAGCUCGGGGUGGACAUGGAGCUGCACCGGCGCAUCCUCGCCGCCACCGUCGGCGCGGCGGCGCUCAAGCCCGACCGGGCGGCCUGCCCCCAGGCGUGCCCGGCACGCGGGGGAUCGUACACCGGCAGGGGCUGCAAGUCGGUGUACCGGUGCAACAAUGGCGGCGGCUAGACGGCCGCGCAAACCACCGCGUGCGAAAUGGCCCCGCUGGUGUUCUUUAUUUUUUUUUCUUUUACCUUAAUUCGAAUAGAAAAUUUCAAUCGGUAAGGCCAUUUCUUCUUUGUAGUCACUGGUUGGUGUUAUAUUAUAUUGUAAAUAAUAAUUAGCGAUCGAGUGCACGUUCAAAAUUAUUUAAAUAAGGGAUGGAUGUCCCCUGGUUCA
This is a messenger RNA of Oryza brachyantha (malo sina), 619 nucleotides long. RefSeq lists its product as uncharacterized. The record is from RefSeq and is a predicted model, not a curated record. The coding region runs from base 38 to 409 and encodes 123 amino acids. Lineage: Eukaryota; Viridiplantae; Streptophyta; Magnoliopsida; Poales; Poaceae. The transcript has a single exon.